Messenger RNA from Neltuma alba, 867 nucleotides. Its product is annotated as PRELI domain containing protein 3B-like. Lineage: Eukaryota; Viridiplantae; Streptophyta; Magnoliopsida; Fabales; Fabaceae. The record is from RefSeq and is a predicted model, not a curated record. The transcript has a single exon. Bases 254 to 823 code for a protein of 189 amino acids. Gene Ontology annotation, cellular component: mitochondrial intermembrane space.
UGGACUGAACUGCGUUAGUGUCGUACUUGUAUCCGUCUAUCUUCUCUAUGACCCAUGUUUAGGCAGUAGGCUUGAUUCUUGUUGAUUCCUCGUGCCUUUAAUCUUAAGCAUUUGUUUGGUGAAAAAAAAAAAUCCUAAGUAUUUGCCUCUCAAUUGAAAAAUAACACGGAUAAAAUAAACUUGAAUCCAUGCCUAAGAUUGGAAUGUCGACUAAAUUGCGGCUGGUUUUUGAAGGUGAAGAAGAGGCAGCUUGAUGGUGAGAGCAUUCACACAGGAAUACACGUACGAGCAUCCAUGGGAACGGGUCACGAGUGCGUUUUGGCGCAAGUUUGGCGAGCCUGAGAAUAGGCUCAUAUACCAUAUCGUUGAAGUGGACACGCUGAAUCGAAGGCUUGACGCGCCAUCUGGGAAGCUUUACAGCACACGAGCGAUCACCAUUCAGUGUCCGGGGCCAUGGUUCCUAAGGAAGAUAGUUGGUCAAGAUAUUUGCCACUGCGUGGAAUCAACGGUGGUGGAUGCCCGAUCGCAGUCGAUGCGGUUAACAACGCGAAACGUGAGCCUGCGCAAGAUGAUAGAAGUGGAGGAGAAUAUUCGGUACGAUCCUCAUCCAGAGAAUCCGAGCGGGUGGACUAUUUGCAGGCACCACACACGCAUCUGGAUCAAGCCACUGUCGGCGCUGGCAUCCAUCGCCGAGAAGGUGGAGCACCGAUGUGCUGAGUCUUUCAUUCAGAAUGGCGCCAAGGGUCGAGAGGUUAUGGAGAGCAUUUGUAAAUAUCUUGAGGCCCAGCCUACGGGGCUUUCCUGUUCAUUCCUACCAAAGUAGUAAUCAACAUACAAUAUUGCUCCAAGUCUGUAUAUGAAUCUAUU